AUGAACCUAGCGGAGAACACGACGGCCACCCUGCUUGCUUACAAACCGCACAACGUCCAUCACCUCUUCAAAUGCUGCAACUUCCACCAACAUCGUCAACGUCACCAUGAGGAUGAUGUUGGUGAUGAUGAUAAGAAGGAUGAGGGUGAUGACGACGACGACGACGAUGAUGAUGACGCUGGUUAUGAUAACGCUGGGAACAGGACCGUCAAACAGAAAAGUGAUUCAAAACAUCAUUCUGCCGAUAGCACAGGCUUUUACAUCUCCCAGUUUGACAUAUGUUAUGCAAUGGAUGCAGUCAAUCUUGUUGAUAUUUUCAUACAUUUGCAGUUUAUCACUUGCCUCAAAUGA
Helobdella robusta is the source of this 351-nucleotide messenger RNA. RefSeq lists its product as hypothetical. The transcript has 3 exons. The record is from RefSeq and is a predicted model, not a curated record. The coding region runs from base 1 to 351 and encodes 116 amino acids. Lineage: Eukaryota; Metazoa; Annelida; Clitellata; Rhynchobdellida; Glossiphoniidae.